Cervus elaphus (red deer) is the source of this 2091-nucleotide messenger RNA. It is a transcript of the gene GLO1, whose product is annotated as glyoxalase I. The record is from RefSeq and is a predicted model, not a curated record. The coding region runs from base 102 to 656 and encodes 184 amino acids. The transcript is spliced from 6 exons. Gene Ontology annotation, molecular function: metal ion binding; lactoylglutathione lyase activity. Lineage: Eukaryota; Metazoa; Chordata; Mammalia; Artiodactyla; Cervidae.
CGCAGUCGCGCCGGCGCUGGUGAAGAGCGCUUCUAAGUCGGCGGAGUGUGGGUACCUCUUGCAUUCCCCGGGACCGUCGUGCGUGAUACAGCAGUGCGGCCAUGGCAGAACCACAGUCCGCGUCCGGCGGCCUCACCGACGAGGCUGCCCUCAGCUGUUGCUCCGACCCGGACCCCAGCACCAAGGAUUUUCUCUUGCAGCAGACCAUGCUGCGAAUUAAGGAUCCUAAGAAGUCACUGGAUUUUUAUACGAGAAUUCUUGGAAUGACACUACUCCAGAAACUUGAUUUCCCCACCAUGAAAUUUUCACUCUAUUUCUUGGCUUAUGAGGAUAAAAAUGACAUCCCAAAAGAUAAAGAUGAAAAAGUAGCAUGGGCAUUCUCCAGAAAAGCUACACUUGAACUGACACACAAUUGGGGCACGGAAGAUGAUGAGACCCAGAGUUACCACAGUGGCAAUUCAGACCCUCGAGGAUUUGGUCACAUUGGAAUUGCUGUUCCCGAUGUUCAUGGUGCUUGUAAAAGAUUUGAAGAACUGGGAGUCAAAUUUGUGAAGAAACCUAAUGAUGGUAAAAUGAAAGGCCUGGCAUUUAUUCAAGAUCCUGAUGGUUACUGGAUUGAAAUUUUGAAUCCCAACACAAUGAUAACUAUUAUUUAGUUCUGUGAGAAUGCUGAUUUGAAAUUUCAGUGGAGACAUUGUAGAAGGUAAAACAGGAAAUCAUGUGAUUCAAGAUAUUCAGAUAACAGAAGCAUUCAGGACUGAUGGAUCCUUGUCCCAACUCAGAUUAUUCUUAAAUCUAUCUCCCUUUCCUCUUUCAGCUGUUUCCCUCUAACUGUUCAGUCACCCUAGUUUUAAUGUAGUGCCUUGUCUUAUGUCCUUGAAUAUAGUUGUGUAACUUUACUUUUUUGGGCAAUAAUUAGAACAGUUCCCUUCAGAGGCUGCAUUUGCCUUCCAUCUCCUGAAGAGAUACAAGUCUACAAGUCUGCCUUUGAACCAUCAUUUAAAAUAAAAAAAAAAAAACACUAAACAUGUUUUUGUUAUGGUUACCUUCUGGGGUUUCAGUUCCUCAGAAGUAACUUUUCACAAUGGGAAGUUAAAAACCCUGAACAAAAAUGAAGCUUCACAUAUAUUUCAAAUAGUAUAAAGUUUAUUUUACAAAAGAGAAGUGACUCUUGGGAGAAAUUUAGAAUCAUGCUGACACGGAUGCAGGUAGAAAUACUAAUUUCUUCUUUACAGAGUACUCUGAAAGUUCAAGGACUAGCCUCUUUGAGGAUGGGGAGGAGGAUGAGAAUAUUAUAUAGUGGUUAUGCAGACACAAACUAGACUGUCACAUACUUUAUCUCACUUAAUCCUCCACAGUGUCCUGUGAGAUAGAAAGCAGGUUAACAUGCAAAAUUAAUGAAUCCAAGGCAAUAUAAAUAGGCUCAAGUACUCAAAAUCUCAUUAUCAUCAUCACUUUUAGUAUUUAGCUGUACCUCAAAAAUUAGUACCUCACAACAUCUCCUUCAUUAGUCUUCUUUGCAAAAACCUUCAGUGAGUUUGAGCAUUGCCCUCUCAGCUUUGGAGCCUUGCGUACCAUGGUGAGGAAGAAGCAGUGGAGGAAGUCAGGAGCACACGGCUGCUCUGGGAAUGCCCGGCCGUCCCCGUGCAAGUGAUGCUUGUGUUACUUGUGAAGAGUCCCUACCCCAAGGUCUUCCGCAUUCCAGUAAUCAUGUAGGGUAAAUUACGUUCAGUGAUAACAUAACUUAGUUAUCAGAAAUCAGCUCAGUGAUCUUCCUUGCCAUGACUGAUAACUUGAUGGGUUUCUAAAACCAAACUGAUGUUGAAAAUUUCUUAUGGCCUAGAUAAUAAGAACAUCCAGUUUGUGGCUUAACUCCAUGUAGAUUUUAUGUGUGUGCGGACACUAGUGGAAGACCUUUGGAUAGGCCAUGCCAACUGUGCUUACGCUGUUAGAAGCAUUUUAUAUUUCCUUUUUGGAUGGAAUGGGUUUAUGUGAGCAAUUUGAACAAGUGGCAAUACUCACAGGCUGAAAAUAAAAUUUUAGAUAAGACUAUGCUUACUUUGUAAACUUCUAUCCUGUACAUUCUUUCUU